AUGCUAUCGCACGUCACCCUUCACCUAUUGGUGGCCGCUGGGCUCGCCUUAGGUGCCGAGCUCGACUUCGUCAAGCCAUCCAACAGCUAUAUCGUCGAGUACAAGAACGGUAUCACCAAGCGAGACAAUAUCUUCUCCCGCGAUGCUAGCAUCAAAGUUGUCCGAGACUUCCACAGCGACAUCUUCUACGGCGCCAAUAUCGAGGCUGAAAAACACACCGCCGAGGAACUCCUGGCCCUCCCCGAGGUCGCCAAUGUUUGGCCCAACCGCUUCUACGAGCCCAUGAGGGUUGUUGCUAGGCAGUCGGCUGAUAACUCGACCGACCUGCCGCCUGGAUCUGACCUCAACCCCAAUGAGUACGACGUGCACAACGCGACGGGCGUGUGGGCUCUCCACCAAAAGGGCAUCAAGGGCAAGGGCGUCAAGAUUGCCGUCGUCGACACUGGCGUCGACUACACCCACCCCGACCUGGGAGGCGGCUUCGGCCCCGGAUUCAAGGUCGCCGGUGGCUACGACUUUGCCGGUGAUGGGAACUGGCCCAAGGGACCUAGAGAGCCUGAUGACGACCCAAUGGGUCUGCAAGAUCACGGCACCCACGUGGCCGGCAUCGUGGCCGGCAAGGGCAAAAACUGGUCCGGCGUCGCCCCCGAGGCUACCAUCUACGCAUACAAGACUUAUGCCCGGGACGGCACCGACGAGGCCAUCAACAUUGACGCCUUCCUCGCAGCAUACGAGGCCGGCGUCGACAUCAUCACAGCCAGCAUCGGCCUCGGUGGCGGUUGGUCCGACGGUGCCUGGGAGGAGGUUGCGACACGUCUUGCCAACAAGGGCGUGGUCAUCACCGUGUCUGUGGGCAACGGUGGCGACGGCGGGCCUUUUCGCGCCUUGUCCCCCUCUGGUGCGAAGGGCGUCCUUGCUGUUUCCAACAUCGACACAUACUCGAACCGCGAUGCGAAGCUGGCCGUCCCCGACUAUAGCACCUCAUGGGGGCCUCUCUUCGACCUGCAGAUGAAGCCUGACGUCGGUGCCCCAGGAGCAUAUAUUUACAGCACCGUCUUCAACCACGGAUGGGCUAUCUACAGCGGUACUUCCAUGGCGACACCCUAUCUCGCCGGAGUCGCGGCUCUCUACAUUGGCCAAUUCGGCGGCCGAGGCACGCAGAACGGCGCCAAGUUUGCCAAGAUGAUGCAUAAUCGCCUUGUGUCCAAUGUCCGCAAGGUGAAUCAGUGGAGCUGGAGCGAGCCGACCGCUUCAGUUGCCCAGAUCGGAAGCGGCCUGAUCAACGCCACAAGCCUCUUCGCAUCGACAACCGACCUGAUGUACAAGCCCAUGGCCCUCAACGACACUCGCUUUUUCUCCGGCCACCACAAGAUCACCGUGAUCAAUAACAGCAAGAAGCCUGUCGAGUACUCUCUUACCAAGGAGGACUCGCAGGGCGUCAGCACCCUGGGCAACGGAGAGUACGACACCAUUGUCAAGGAGUACAGCUACUUGCAGUGGUACGAGUACUCCAUCAAUGCUACGCUUCCCAAAAAGUUCACUCUGCAGCCUGGCGAGAGCAAGGAGGUCACCGUCUCUUUUCAGAACCCCGACAAGUCCAAUUGGUAUAAACCAAGCAUGCCCUUAUACGGCGGCAACAUCAUCGUCUCGGGCUCCAACGGCGACCGUCUCGCCAUCCCCUUCGUAGGUGUCGGCGCUGACCUGAAGGGAACCUUCAAGAACAUGUUCCUUGCCGAGCCGCGUAUGCAAUCCCUCGACCCGCCUGUUCAGCAAGGCCUCAACGGUUCCACUCCCUCCUUCUCCUUCAACCUCACCGCUCAGGACUUCCCUGUCAUCUUGGCCGGCAUCGGCUGGGGCACUCGUCAGCUCCGCUACGACAUCUUCGAAAAGGGAUGGACAGAGCGUGCGUGGAAGUGGCCCCUAGUCCCGGGGAAGAACAAGUACGUGGGCUCGGGCACAUGGUGGGUUGGGGCGGGACAGGUUCCCAAGUGGUUUGACGACCAGGGCUGGAAUCCAGACGAGACGACUGACUAUCCCUUGGUAAACACGGGUCGAGCAGCGGCCAUGCCUGGAUACGACAAGCGAGAGUACUGGUGGUUUGGCAAGCUUACCAACGGCACCAAGAUUGCCCGAGGCGAGUAUGUAUUGCGAUUUGCAGCCCUUGUCCCUUUCGGCCGGCCGGAGGUGGCGGCCGACUGGGAUACCUUGGCAGUGCCUUUCAAGGUGACGGGACAGUACAAGUCUUUGUAG
This is a messenger RNA of Fusarium falciforme, 2250 nucleotides long. RefSeq lists its product as hypothetical. NCBI's taxonomy places the organism in Eukaryota, Fungi, Ascomycota, Sordariomycetes, Hypocreales, Nectriaceae. Gene Ontology annotation, biological process: proteolysis. Gene Ontology annotation, cellular component: membrane; cell wall; cytosol. The record is from RefSeq and is a predicted model, not a curated record. The transcript has a single exon. Gene Ontology annotation, molecular function: tripeptidyl-peptidase activity; serine-type endopeptidase activity. Bases 1 to 2250 code for a protein of 749 amino acids.